Gilbertella persicaria is the source of this 1286-nucleotide messenger RNA. RefSeq lists its product as uncharacterized. The transcript has 5 exons. Gene Ontology annotation, biological process: cytoplasmic translational initiation. Gene Ontology annotation, molecular function: translation initiation factor activity. NCBI's taxonomy places the organism in Eukaryota, Fungi, Mucoromycota, Mucoromycetes, Mucorales, Choanephoraceae. Gene Ontology annotation, cellular component: eukaryotic translation initiation factor 3 complex; cytoplasm. Bases 79 to 1269 code for a protein of 396 amino acids. The record is from RefSeq and is a predicted model, not a curated record.
UUUAUUUUUUUUUUUUUGUUGGCCCGAUACUUUUUUCUUUUUUUUUUCCCUUUUUUUUUUAACUUGGCACUACACACUAUGUCUACUAACAAUAUCUUUGUUCAAAGUGGUGUUGAAACUCAAAUUAUUGACUUGGCUAUCUAUAUUUCCAAGUUGAGAGACGAAGAAGGUGAAAAUGAAGCACCUUAUGUGAAGCACAUUGAAUCUAUCUUGAAGUCUGAAAAGAAGGAUGAUGUCUAUGAUGAAAUUAUUAAAGAUGCUUCCAUCUUUUUGACCGAAAACGAUAGAGAGGUUGAAGGUGCUUUCAACUUGCUUAUUGUCAUUGCUUUGGGUGCUCCCGAAUCUAUUCUUUCUUCUACUGUUCAAUCUCUCAUUGAUACCUUGACUAAAACCGAAAGCAACAAAACUAGCUUAAAGCAAAAGAUCUUACUCAACUUGUACAAUGCUCUUCCCGGUAACUCACCUCUUCGUUACCAUGCCUUUGUUGGAUUAGUCGAAGCUACCACACAAGCUGAUGAAUUAGAAUCUCUUUAUGGUCAAUUAGAAUAUGUCGAUGCAUGGGCCAAACAAUGGGGUAUUGAUCAACAAACGCAAUGCAACUUGUACGACUAUUUAAGCAAAGUCUUGUUGGCUGCUGGUCAAGAAAAAUUAGCUCUUGAUUUCUCAUUAAAAAAGUUGGACAUCGUCCAAGAGAACGAAUCUGCCUCUCUUGCCAAAGACAUUGUCAACCGCGCCAUUGCUAUGGAAAACUUCUUUGCUUUUGAAGAUCUUUUGCAAUACACUGCCAUUCAAAAACUCAAGGGCACUCCAGAAUACGAUCUUUUAGAUAUCUUUUUGAACGGCACUUUGAGCACAUAUCAAGAAUUUGAAAAGAAGUACACAUUGGGUAAUUCUGAAAGCAAUACGCACAAGAUGCGUUUAUUAUCUUUGGCUUCUCUUGGAUCUGAAAACUUGUCUCGCGAGCUAUCUUAUGCCGAGAUUGCCAGCACUCUUCAGAUUGAUGUAGACCAAGUUGAAAUGUGGGUGAUUGAUGUGAUCCGUGCUGGCUUGGUUGAAGCCAAAUUGGAUCAAUUAAACAAGACUGUGAUUGUUCACCGUAGUAUCUAUCGUGUGUUUGGUAAGGAACAAUGGAACAAGUUGAGCACAGCCUUGAGUGCCUGGAAAGAAAACUUGAAUGAAAUCUUGGCUGUUGUUGGUAAUGCCAAAUUGAUUGCUGGUGGUGCUUUACAAGGCCAAUCUUCUGUUGUUGUUGAAUCUGAUACUAAAUAAAAAAAUAAAAUAAAAUG